Molecule: messenger RNA, 1345 nt
Organism: Ilex paraguariensis (yerba mate)
Lineage: Eukaryota; Viridiplantae; Streptophyta; Magnoliopsida; Aquifoliales; Aquifoliaceae
Source: the annotation of a GenBank genome assembly
AGAGAGAGUGUGUGUGUGUUCGGUGUAGGGGACUUUUUUUGGGUCAACAAAAAAAAACCCAGACUGUAUAACCAAAUUAACAACGACACCGGUCUCUACUCUGGUCGAGUAAAUUGAUUAGCUCAAAACAGAUCGUCCAAAAAGGCCAAAGAAACCGAAGCCCUCCAUUUCGACCCUCCUCUCAUGCUCCGAGCAUUGCUGUUUCUGCUUUUCGUUUCCAGCAACUUUAGCAGGUAUUGGAAGAAUUAUUUCGGACUUCAGUUUGACGUAUAGGGAAUUGGGUUUCUUUAUUUUGUGGCAUUAGUCAAGUUACAUUAACUUCUGAGAUUUAGGCUGUUGUGCAAUGGCAACGUCUAUAUCCCCAUAUUUUAAGCCUUUCGAUACUCGAGGCCCAAUGGGUGUACUAACUGUUCUUGGAGGGAGAGUAUUGAUGGAGAAUAAUCACUUGGGAAGAGUAAGCUCCCUGAAGGUGUUUGAGGAAAAUAAUGGGUUGUCAGGUGUUAACCAAAAGGUUGCUUCAAAUUGGGCUCAGAUUAAAUGUUCAGCCAACUCUCACAGUGUCAAUCAGUAUCAUAAUAAAGACCCAUUUCUGAAUUUACACCCAGAAAUUUCAAUGCUUAGAGGUGGAGAGGGGAACAACACGGUGCCUAAUCCGAGGCAGGAUAGUGCAAGUGGGAGUGUCACCGAGAGCUUAAGAGAUUCGUCGAGUUCAAGUAAUUACAAUGAGGCUAGGAUAAAGGUUAUUGGUGUUGGAGGCGGUGGGUCAAAUGCAGUUAAUCGUAUGAUAGAGAGUUCUAUGAAGGGUGUGGAGUUCUGGAUUGUUAAUACUGAUAUUCAAGCGAUGAAAAUGUCACCUGUGUUUCCUGAGCAUCGGUUACAGAUUGGUCAAGAGCUUACCAGGGGACUUGGCGCUGGUGGGAACCCAGAUAUUGGCACGAAUGCUGCGAAAGAAAGCAAAGAAGCCAUAGAGGAUGCAGUUUAUGGUGCAGACAUGGUCUUUGUGACUGUAAGAUCAGCUAUUAAUUUCCAGCAUAAAUUGUCUGGAAUGGGUGGAGGAACGGGCACUGGUGGGGCUCCUGUAAUUGCAGGGAUUGCAAAGUCAAUGGGUAUCUUGACUGUUGGUAUUGUAACAACACCCUUUUCUUUUGAGGGACGACGGAGAGCAGUUCAAGCCCAAGAAGGAAUUGCAGCUCUGAGAGAAAAUGUUGACACCCUGAUUGUCAUUCCAAACGACAAGUUACUAACUGCAGUGUCCCCAUCUACUCCAGUAACAGAAGCAUUUAACCUGGCUGAUGAUAUUCUUCGACAAGGGGUUCGUGGUAUCUCUGAUAUAAUUACGGUAUGA